AUUUUUCUUGGCGAACGUUCAAAGGGUGGGUCGGAUAACCGACGAAAUCGUCCGGGGUGCGGUCAGGGGCCCCGGCUCGUGUAAAGCGUUGCGCAGGACUUAACCGAGGAUCUAAUCUCGCGCACAAAAUCAUCCGAGCUACCUUACGGACCUCAGGCUUUUCUUUAUUUCUUUACAGUAACGCCAAGCCCGCGGCGGCCGUAGCAGACGACUUGUAGCAGACGACGCCGCAUCCCGUCGUAACAAGUGCCGCCUCCGCUACCCCUCGUUUCCUUUCCCGUCGGCCCGGCGAGAAAUUGGUCGAUAAUCGCCUUCGAUUUCGGCCCGGCCGUGCUUGAUUCGUCCCGUUUACCGACCAUGUUCGCAUCAUGCGCUACGUAACCGCCGUACUCCUUUGUCUGGCCGCCGCCGCAGCAGUAGAAGUCCGCGCGGAGUUCGCCAGCGGCGGCGGUGUAGCGGACUACGAGAGUCUCUACCAUUCAGCGGUCGAGUCGUACCUGAGCGCACAGUGGGCGCAAUGCGUCGCCAGCGCGAAGGACGCCCUCGAGGCGUACAGGAAGCACGUCGACGUCGUGGUGACAUGUCGCAUCAAGUGCAGCGACAGACUCGGUACAGGGGUCCAGUGCGCGACGGUAAACGCCUUCUACGUAGCGCGCGCGGCCCAAGCCCGCUGCCUACGGAACUGCACAGGUGUUGGGCACGACGGGGCGUCGGACGCCACCCUCCGCGAUUUCAGGGAUCGUGUUCCGUACUACUACCUCCAGCGGUGCUACUUCGAGCUUGGCGACACAAAGGAAGCUGCAUCCGCUGCCUACACUUUCUUGGAACGCAAUCCAGGUCACAGCCUUGUAAGCUUCCAUCUAAGCCAGUACCUGGAAGUGUCUGGCCUUAAUAAAAGAGAUAUCGCCUCUCUGGAAGUCAAGGAAUAUCAGAACCUCUUUCGCAGUGCCGCAACAUUGUACACGAAGAAGAAAUAUGCGGAGUCAUUGGCAGUUAUGGAGGAAGCGAUAUCUAGCUAUCUCAAAGCUGAAGAAGAAUGCCGCGCACUCUGUGAUGACUUUCUGCCGACUGCAUUCACUACGAGGGAGUUCGCUGAAGUUGCUGCAGGUCACCACUUGGCAUCACUGAAGUGCAAAGAACAAUGCCCUGAUCAGCUUUCUUAUUUGGAUGGACAUCGCCGGCCUAACUUCUUCGCCAGCUUCUACCACUACCUUCAGUUCUCUUACUACCAGCUGGGCAAGUUACAGAAAGCGUGUGAGGCGACACAGUCCUACCUGCUGCUUGUGCCGGAUGAUAGCGAAAUGUGGUACAACCAGGCAUUCUACGCCCAGCUCCCCAGCACUCAAGAUGCCUGGUUCAAGGCAAGGCAGGAGGUCGAAGAAUAUGUCAGACAUCGAGGAGAAGAGCAGGAGACAAUAAAAGCCAUUGAACUGCAGCUUGGCACAGUCGUGGCGGCACCUCAAGUCAAAGAAAGCGACACAAAGGAUGCAUCUUUCAACACAAGCAGUAUCACAGUUGUUCAAGAUGAGAAGGCCCUCAACGGAACUCGUGUCGUGGCCGAAGGGUUCUUGACUGAGGACGAAUGUGCGGCCUUGCUCUCACUAGCCGACAUUGCUGCUCUCACGGGUGAUGGCUACGACGGCAAGCAGUCUCCCCACAGCAAGUUUGAGACAUUCGAAGGAAUCACUGCUGGCCGAAUUGCACUUCUCACAAGAAAUGGCCAGAUAGACAAGCAGCGGGCCGAACUUUUUCUCGAGGCUAGUGAGCGUGUGAGGAGGUACGUCAAGUCUUACUUCAACUUGGACUCACAUCUGUACUUCUCUUACACCCACCUUGUCUGCAGAAAAGCCAUGUCUGGUGCUUCCAGGAGACCUGAAAGUGACAUGAGCCACUCAAUUCAUGCUGACAACUGUAUUCUUCAGAAAAGUGGGAAUUGCCUUAAGCAGCUACCAGCCUACAUCUGGAGAGACUUCAGUUCCGUGUUGUACCUGAAUGACGACUUUGUGGGUGGGGAAUUCGUCUUCGCCAGGCAAAAAAACAGCAUAGAGGCCUUGGUAAAACCAAAGUGUGGCCGUGCCGUGGCGUUCUCCGCGGGUGCAGAAAAUCUCCACGGUGUGCUUCCCGUCGCAGAAGGGAGGCGCUGCGCACUUGCCACGUGGUACACUUUUGACCCGAAAUAUCGGGAGGGGGAACGAGAGUUCGCGCACAACAUCAUCAACCAGCGUCACUCGUCGGGACGUCAAGAAAAACUGCCAUCAGAACUGCCCAAAGAAGAGCACUUGAUGCUAGCUCCACCACGCAGUCUUUCAGUCCAAGGCACUGCGAAUCGUCAUAUUAAUGAACUGUGAUGUAAAGUUGGGCCGAAUCUUACUAACUCGCAUAAAAGCUUACACAAACACAGCCAGGCUUGCGAAAGCUGUCGCCCGAUGUUAGCCUGUGUGAUUUUCAUUGGCGCUUCCAGUGGUUGAAGCAUGUAUAUUCUUCAUCUUUCUUAUACUUUUCAAGUUUACUAAGGAGCGUUUUGUGGCAGUUUAUCAGUUUUUUACUGCUGGCUGGCACAGCAUUUUUAAGCCAUGCGCAAAUGAAAAUUUCUUAUUCUACAAAGGGUCCAUCAUUUUAAAUGUGCUUAUAGUCGUAGAAUAUUUAUUGAAAUAGUAAGAAUGGCUGGCCAGGAUUUUUGUUUUUGUCAUUAUAACCUGAUAAUUCAUAAUAUUCCUGUUCAUUGAGUUGAGGUUGAAUUUACCAAGCCAGCAGGUUUCAUGGACAUUCGCAAGGUUGAAAAAGUCUCACGAAAGAAACAAAGACCCAUCUGCCCAAGUUUAGCAGUGCAGCACACAGGGAUUUCGGUACUUCUGAAAAACAAAACUUUGCAGCUUAGGAAGUUUUUGCUCUCGUCUGAAGGGCUAACCUAAAACUCAAGAUAUUGCCAAUCUGGGUCAGUAUAUUUGCUAUCACGGUAACAGGAUGUUAUCAGAUGUAUGAUACAGAAAAUUUUGUUGUGUUCUCCUCUCAUUUGCAUUUCCUUAAUACUAAUUUCCAUUUGGUUUCAAUUCUUAGCAUGCUUCAAUAGAGCACAGUGUGAUGACAAAUUUUAGGAGUCUAAAUAAAUUCUAAUUGGUCUAAAUUUAUUAGAUAUGUCUUCAGAUAAUAAUAAGACAGUAUUUGUAGCUGAGAGCUGGAACCGUAAACUGUUAACACUGCUACUAUGUGAAAUUCCUGACUACUUUACCCGAAACCCUAUUCUUGGCGGCUAUUUUUGGUGGACAAAAACAGUCACAUAUAAGGGGUAACUGAAGGGUAAUAUAAAAUAUAAGAAAUUUGAUCAUUUGUAGAAUGUACAUUAUAGAAAGAUGCAGUUGUUCAACGAAACACACAAAUAACAAUGAAUUUUUUAAACUAUAAAAUUAUAGCCACACUAAUUACAGUUGUCACUGACAAGUGGCACUUCAAUAGUGUCAUCUGAGUCAGGGUAACUCCACCUCGCGCUCACAAAUAAAACAGUGAAACUACUGUAGCUUUCAAAUGUUUUAUCCUUAAAGAAUUAUAAACAUUUUUCGUGUGCACUUGUGUGCAAACCACGUCUUGGUGAAGUCUGUGUUCUGGAAUUAUUAUACAUAAUUAAAUUAUUAAAAUGGUGAGAGUAACCACUACCUAGAAAAGCCAGGUGCUAGAGUGUCAGCUGUAUUGUCGUGGCUGCUAUUUUAUGCAUGAUUUUCUAGUCACUUCUUAUUUACACUGUAAGUUGACCUGUGAAAAUGAGAUGGAAGCUUUUUGCAUUUAUAUUUAUGUUGGUGGCAAGCAUUUAUUACGGCAAGAUAGAUUUGCCUUUUCAAAUUCUCUUCACAAUAUCGAGCUGACUUAAGGUUACCUUUGUAGCUGCAGCGUGACGUAUGGAUAGAGCUGGGAUGAUAAGGGCUGCCAAAGUCAAGUGCUAGCAUGUUGGGACCGUAACAUGCAGUUUGACCAAAUACCACUUUUUGUUUAGAGUCAUGUCUAGUUUUGUUUUUCUGGUGGAGGCACGUACACUGACGUAUGGCUUUGAAGAUUAUUUUGUACCAAUAGAAUGUUCAAAUAUGCAUUGCUGUUGUAAUAGACCAGCAAUGUAUGAGCAAGCACUUUGUAUGAGAUUUUGAUGCAGCCGAAUGUACAUGUACAAAAUUUGAUUGUUGUUUCAGUUAUUUCUGCAUAUUACUUGACUGCACUAGCAAACAGUUGGUGCUAGCCUGUCUGUUACUAAUUUAUAGUCUAAAUCACAUUUUCUCAGGCUUUAAAGCAGGUGUAACUAUUUGUACACGAAAUUUCUGUUACUACUAGUGUCUCGGUUUUAGUUUCAAAGUGACCUUGGAGUUGUGUGCGCCGAGAACAGCACAGCAGGAAAUGGACCGGUGUUAGACUUUUUUCUAUUGAAUUAUCACAUGGCAUCAAAGAAUAGCUUUAGAAUAUUAACCCUUUCGCUACUGUAAGAAAAGAAGAAAACGUGCCAAAAUUACCGAAAAUUUUGUUUCGCAUGGCAAUACAAUGAAAGCCAGGACAUAAAUGGCCCAACAUGGACAAGUGUGGCCAUCUAGCAUCAAGAAACACAAGUAUGACGAGUACAGUUUUGAUUGGUUCUGUGCGGGACCAAUUUUUGUUGAUGACGAGUAUAGUCGUCAUCAGUAAUUUUGUUAGAAAAUCUCAUGACGACUAUACUCGUCAAUGAUAGCAAAAGGGUUAAUGCCACAUUUUUUCAUUCAUAAUGCACUUUGUCAUAUUACCCACACUUAGGGGCAUAGCCAGUGGGGGGGUUGGGGGGUUCAAUCCCCCCCCUCGAAAUUUUUCAGUUUUGCAUAUGUAUAUAUAUAUAAACAUACAUACAAACACACGCACGAACAUACAUAAAGUAUGGUCGAACCUCCUUCCCCCCCCCCAAAAAAAAAAAUUUGUUUUUGCUGGCUACCUUACUGACCCACACCAUCAGUUACAAUACGCAGAGAAAAGAAAAAACAAGACAAAACAAUGCAGCUAUUGGCACAAAGCAAAGCUCCAGAACCAAUUUCGUUUUUUGCAAAUACUUCAGUGAUUACUGCAGUUUACCAUGGACGUGAGGGAUCUGUGUUUAUCACUGCAUGUGCAGUUUUAGGCAUUGAGUGCCCAUAAUUUGAUAUCAUUUUGCACAUUGAAUAUUUGGCGUCAGUGGUUGAAGAGGUAGCAUUGCCUAAAGAAAAACUUACUUUUUGAGUAAGCUGUGUAGCGGACCAGAAUUCAAGUGCGCCGUAUGAUAUUUUAUGUUCAUGAACAAUGCUUUAAAUUUUUUUUUGCUCAAUUUGUUUUUGUUUUUAUAGUCUUGCAUCAAUAGUGGAUUCAGAAAUAAGGGAAGGGGGUCGAACCUACCACCUUGUCAUUUGCUACCCAUCACUGCAGCCACUCACGUUUUAUACCCGACAGUCAAGCAAAAUAUUGAACUUGCGGUGCAGGAUGUGUUUAACAACAGAGGUCCUUGCAGUUCGUGAACAGGUUUGAAAUGCCAACUAUUAUUAGUGUUAAUAAAUUUACUGUUGCAGUUUUUAGGCAAAAGUAGCACCACUCUUUGAUACUGGGCUCUUACAAAAAUAUUUAUGAUGGCACGAUUGCCAAGUUUUCGUAAGGUAUUCCACUCAAACGCUGACAUCUAGCAUACCAUUUUUUUCCCGCCACGGUUAAAAUGGAAAUGGUGAUACUAAAUCUCUUCCAUGGAAGUUUUUUCAGCAUAGCGGUAAGAAAAGUGUCUUCUUGUACAAUUUUCGAGAAUCUAGUCAGGAUUUUAGGGAUGUAACCAGAGCAAAGUGUGCACAUUGCACUUCUCUGCUUUGUUUUAGCCCACAAACUCCGAGUGUAAAAAAAAAAAAUUUUUUUAGUUAUUUAAAACUUGAAACUUGAGGCCUGUUGUAGAGGCUGGUAGUGGUGAGGCUGGGCAAUUAUGUUUUUUAGUUCUGAGAUUAACUCACACCGCAUGUUCAACAAUGCCUUGUUUUUUUAUUGCUGCACAAAUUUUAUCAGCUGAAAGCCACCUUGUCCUAACUGCAAAUGCACUUCUUUGCACUGCACAUUUGCCCAACUAAUGGCAGCAGGGCCUGUCGUUCUGAUGAAAUUACGAGAGCCACGUCUGCAUUUUUCAUGUCAUAAUACAAGCGAGCUGUGCUUGGCAGGAAAGAUAGCUUUGCAGUUAUGAAGAGGACCUAUUUUUUGGCAAACCACAUCUGCAAGAGCAAAAUGUGACCUCGAGUGCGAUGCUAGAGUGAGCUUCCUAUUUGUCACAAAGUAGGAGGAUAACAAAGGGGAUCAUUACCAAGCUGUGAUGUGAUGAAUUUGAUUUUUUGCCAUCGUUGCAUCAGGCUGCACAUUGUUGCAUUUAUCAUGUGUGGGAAAGGCAACUUGUAAGGAUGUCUUUCAAUCUUUACGGCUGGCUUUCUUGCAUUAGCUGUGCAACGGGUGGCAAAGCAAACCACCUGGUAGAAGAAAGCAAGCAAUUACCAUAUUUCAUUUAGGCGAUGAAGUGUAGGUACACUGUGUACCUUUAUAAUGUGUUGACAGUGAGAGGAAUAAAAUAAGUGCAUUAGGUUCAUAUUCACAACUGUCUUUCUUUCUUUCUUUAGUAUAACUACACUUGCCUUUUGUGGGGGCCUUCACAUAUAUAUAUACUCAAAUUAUGUGCACAUAUUUUUUUAAUUUAGAUGGCUACACACGAAGUGUCUUUAUUCAAUAAUUUCUAGUGCUACUAGAAGAUAACAAAUUAGUUUAGUGAUGUUCAAACAAAAAGUGCUUAUUUUCUGUCCCAUUGUAUGAACCAGUGUUGCAUGUCCGUAUACAUUUUGUUUUGUUGUUCUAAUCCCUACAAUGCUGUUUUGUGCAGAUUCGCUUAUUUCUGUGCUUUUAUGCUAUCUCUUGGGCCUGAAGCGUACGCAUCUAGGCGCAGUGGCGUACCAACUUGUUCGCGAGUGGGGGGGGGGGAGCCCCUCUUACUCCGUCCGCUGUACACGUGCACGCACACACACACAUAGACGGACACUCAUUUUGAUGUGAUUUUUCAUAUAGGGAGAUGGAAUUUGCUUAGCAGUGUUUAAUAAAAUAACAUAGGAAGUACAGUCAGUUCUACGUAGCAUACACUGGGACAACCAUAGUAUUGCAAGCAACACUUUUUA
Rhipicephalus sanguineus (brown dog tick) is the source of this 7157-nucleotide messenger RNA. RefSeq names its product prolyl 3-hydroxylase 2-like. Lineage: Eukaryota; Metazoa; Arthropoda; Arachnida; Ixodida; Ixodidae. Gene Ontology annotation, biological process: collagen metabolic process. The transcript has 12 exons. Gene Ontology annotation, molecular function: oxidoreductase activity, acting on paired donors, with incorporation or reduction of molecular oxygen; protein binding; L-ascorbic acid binding. The record is from RefSeq and is a predicted model, not a curated record. The coding region runs from base 369 to 2348 and encodes 659 amino acids.